Messenger RNA from Balaenoptera ricei (Rice's whale), 10568 nucleotides. It is a transcript of the gene PGGHG, whose product is annotated as protein-glucosylgalactosylhydroxylysine glucosidase. Gene Ontology annotation, molecular function: catalytic activity. The transcript is spliced from 13 exons. Gene Ontology annotation, biological process: carbohydrate metabolic process. The record is from RefSeq and is a predicted model, not a curated record. Lineage: Eukaryota; Metazoa; Chordata; Mammalia; Artiodactyla; Balaenopteridae. The coding region runs from base 500 to 2716 and encodes 738 amino acids.
GGGGACCCCUAAGCCGAAACCCCGUCCCUCUCACAUCCACCCUUGGAUUAGACUCAAGGCAGAGUUGGAGCUGGGCUCCCCGCGGCCGCACAGGCACGACUGGUCGAGGCGGCCCGGCCCACCCGUCCCGCCCGCCCCGGGUGUGGGGACGUCCCAUCCGGCCCGCCCUGCGCGCCCUGGGGCGGGGACCGCGGGGCCUUCCGGUGACAAGGCCGCCGCUGGCUACUUCUCCCUCCGGUCCGGCGCCCACCCGCUGGAGCCGAGGGACGCGGCUGGGCUGCGGCGAGCCCCAGGGACGCGGCCGACGGCCCGCCUGCCCCCCAACCCCCGGCUGCUGCCGGCACCCCACCCCCCGGUACCCAGCCAGCCUCCUGGAGGGUGAGGCCCGCCGGCUGAGGCCUCCUCCCUUCCCGCCAGCCCGACGGCUUCGAGGCGGUGCGCCCGGAGGGAGCUGGAAGGGAUUGAGGCCCUAAGGCCCCUCCGCCGAGCCAACCUUCCCAUGGAGGAUGCUGGCAAGGACGCCACCAGAUUCACUGCCCGUUCUCUGCCCGGUGACCCCCGGCUCUUGGCCACCGUGACCAAUGCCUACUUGGGCACACGCGUGUACCAUGAGACACUGCAUGUGAGCGGCGUGUACAAUGGGGCUCGGGGGGAUACGCACCGGGCCAUUCUGCCCAGUCCCCUCAAUGUCCAGCUGGAGGCCCCUGCAGGAUCAGGAGAGCAGCUGACCAACACCUUCGUCCUGGACACUAACACAGGCUCCUUUCUGCACACCCUGGAGGGCCCCAGCUUCCGGGCCUCCCAGCGCAUCUACGCCCACCGCACGCUGCCUCACGUCCUGGCCUGCAGCGUGUCCAUCACCCGCUUGGCCACAGGGAGCUGGCCCAUCACUGUGCUGCUGCAGUCAGCCUUCUCCCCAGAGAGCCCGGACCUGGACCUGCAUCUGGGUCCUGACUUCCAGGGAGCCCGGUACCUGUACGGCCACACACUCACCCCCGAGCAGCCUGGGGGGGCACAGCAGGAGGUGCACAUGCUGUGGACGCCCGUGCCCCCAGCCUUGACCCUUGGGGAAGGGGAGCAGGAUGGGACGUGGGAGUUCCUGACGGUGGUGGGUGGCAGCCAGGCCGAAGCCCAGGCCUGCCUCGCCGACGCCCUGCAGCUGCAGGCCAGGCGCACUCUCUACGCGGCCCACGCGCAGGCCUGGGCCCAGCUCUGGGCAGGCUGUGGCCUGGAUGUGGAGGGGCCCCUGCGUCUGCGCCAGGCCCUGCGUGGAGCUCUCUACUACCUGCUCAGUGCCCUGCCCCAGCCCGGGGCCCCAGAAUACGUCUGCCACGGCCUCAGCCCAGGGGGCCUCUCCAACGGGAGCCGUGAGGAAUGCUACUGGGGCCACGUCUUCUGGGACCAGGACCUCUGGAUGUUCCCCAGCGUCCUGAUGUUGCACCCCGAGGCUGCCAGGGCUCUCCUGCAGUACCGCAUCCGGACGCUUAGCGGGGCCCUGUACAACGCCCAGAACCUAGGCUACCAGGGAGCCAAGUUUGCCUGGGAGAGCGCGGGCUCCGGCCUGGAGGUCUGCCCUGAGGCCAUUUAUGGGACCCAGGAGAUCCACAUCAACGGGGCCGUGGUGCUGGCCUUCCGUCUGUACUACCACGCCACCCAGGACUUGCAGCUCUUCCGAGAGGCUGGGGGCUGGGAUGUGGUCCGUGCCGUGGCUGAGUUUUGGUGCAGCCGUGUGGAGUGGAGCCCUGAGGAGGAGAAGUUCCACCUGAAGGGAGUCAUGCCCCCUGACGAAUACCAUUCUGGGGUCAACAACUCCGUGUACACCAAUGUCCUGGUCCAGAACAGUCUGCGCUUUGCUGCUGCCCUGGCGCAGGACCUGGGUCAGCCCGUCCCCAACCAGUGGCUGGUGGUGGCUGAUAAGAUCAAGGUGCCCUUUGACCCGAAACUGAACUUCCACCCUGAGUUUGAUGGGUACCAGCCUGGUGAGUGGGCUUGGAGCUCCUUCAGGGCCCUUCUCCCCUCCCACAGGACCUCGUGUCCGCCCUGGACGCCCCCUUUCCAACAGAGCAGUCCCCGCCCUCCCCACCUUACCCCAUCAGCAGCACCGCCCCCCUCACCCCCAGGAGAGGAGGUGAAGCAGGCAGAUGUUGUGCUCCUGGGGUACCCCGUCCCCUUCCCCCUGAGUCCUGAAGUUCGCAGGCAAAACCUGGAGAUGUAUGAGGCUGUGACGUCCCCCCACGGCCCUGCCAUGACUUGGAGCAUGUUUGCAGUGGGCUGGAUGGAGCUGAAGGACCCCGGGCGGGCGUGGGACCUCCUGGAGAGGAGCUUCGCCAACGUCACGGAGCCCUUCAAGGUGUGGACGGAGAAUGCAGACAGGUCGGGCGCCGUGAACUUCCUGACAGGCAUGGGGGGCUUCCUGCAGGCGGUGCUCUUUGGGGUCACGGGGUUCAGGAUCACCGAGGCCAGUUUGACCUUCAACCCCAUGUGUCCCGCGGGGAUCUCCGGAGUGUGCGUCUCUGGCAUCUCCUACCAGGGGAGCAAGCUUGACUUUUCCUUCUCCGAGGGCUCUGUGACAGUUGAGGUCACUGCCCGGGCAGGGCCCUGGGCCCCCCGGCUGGAGGCUGAGCUGUGGCCAUCACAGGUUCGGCUCCCCCUGUCCCCAGGACACAAGGUCUCCUUUCCCUGCUCAGCUGGCCGGAUACAAAGGUCACACCUGUAGGAAGCAGGGGCAGCAAGUUCUGCUCCAAGAGUUUCCUGGGAAGAUUUUUUGAAGACAUUAAACAUCUGCGCAGAGCCCACAGGACCCCCUCUGGGACAUCCUUGGGCCCUCCAGCCCCGCCAAGUCCCCCCCACCCUGGCCCAGUCCUGCCCCCUCCCCCAAAACGUCCAGGGCUAUUGGCUUCAGGGAUGUCUCUCAGGUCCUCCCCCCUGGCCACUCCCUCUGCAGGUGCCCCCACUGGCUGCACCCACCCCUCCUCAACGCCCUCCCAGCCUGCCGCCCCCUCCCACCCUCCUCCACGUGGCAGCCAGGCUCACGGGUUCCAAGGAAAGUCUGGAUUCUGUGGCCUAAGUUCAAGACUCUGCCUCUAGCCUGAGCCCCUCCCCAGCCUAACCCCCCCUGGAUGGGCAGCUUUCCUGCACCCUCACACAGCAUGUCUGCUCCCGCCCUCCCUCAGUGCCCCUUCCCUAGGACCCCACAGGGUGAGGUGGGGGAAUGGCCAACGGUUCUGCGGAGAAGACAGAGGCAGAUGCCGGCCUUGAUGGGGAGCACGGCAGGAUGAGGGGCGUGGGGGAGGCUGUCUCCUGUGGGAUUACUUGGGACACCGAGUCGCAGCUUCACCACAAAGGAACCUUCUGUGUCACACAAGGGAGCAUCAGGUAUGGCUGGGUCCAGGUGCUCUUGGGCUGUUGUGAGCACUCAGCAUCCUCAGUCCUUGGCUCCUCUGGCCUCUGGGCCACUUCAGUCAAGUUGGAUGGUCUCUGUCACAUGCCUUUCCACAGCCAGGAAGGGAGGGGAGUGGGGUGUGGGGCAAGACCCUGCAUUUCCUCUGACCGGCCAGAAGGACUGGGGCCAAGUGUGCGUGAAUUCAAGGCCAUGGCCCUGGGCCCACUUGUCCUGGGCAGGCUGCCCUCAGCCGAGGCUCUGCCCACUGUGUCCUCCUGGGCUUCAGCCCCUCAGUUGGCACAGCAGACUUGGGUUUCCCCAGGGUGGGGCGAGAUGGUGUCCGCCAUGGAAGUCCUGGCGAGGGCCAAGCCUGCUGCACCAGAUCUGCCUGAGGAACGGGCAAGCUUUGUCUGCUGUGAGGAGCUGACGAGCUCCCUCCUGAACGUGAGGAUUUCGUAAAGGAUCAAGUUUCCCUUCCACGCGGCUGGGAAGCAGUCACGUGCUCGUGUAGAGCAAGUAAGCGGGUCCGUCACGUCUGCGCCCCUCCUUCAUCUGCAAACCGCUGCUCUCUGUUCUCAGUGGAGAGUUAGCGCGAGUUCUCCAAGAAGCGGACACCAGGCAGGCAAACUGUGAUGGACUGAAGCCCCGUGAGGGAGAGAGGGAGGGGGGGCUGCAGGGAGUGUGGCCUCAGAAUGGAUCCCGCGACUUGGUGGGGCUCCCCCAGGGGCCCACGGGCUCUCGCUCCACCGGCGGCAGUGCCGCAAAGGCCCAGGCAGGUCUGCUGCAGCAGAGCAUGGUGGCCAGGGGCUGUCCCCACGGAGCAGACACUUGCCUUUGCAGCCCUGGAGCCAGACGUGGGCACAGGCGUCAGGUGGGGGUGGUAGGUGGCCCUUCACCCACAGGACUGACGUAGCGUGAUACCUGCCGCGUGUGUGUGCCGUGUGUGUGUGUGCGCGUGUGCACACCCACCUGUGCCUGUGGAGGGGCAACCCUCCAAGGGGCCGUGACAGGGUGGCAGCAUGUGUGUGCUGGCCUGGCUGGUCCGGCCCAUGACAGCCAAUUGCCUGAACCUGACCAGGGUCCUUCAACCUGCCCAGGAGACGGGCUGGAAGGGUUGCUGGUGACCUUCCUCUGUGCCUGGCUUGACUGCGUAUUCUCUGUCCUCAGCAACUGGGCACGGGCUGGACAAUGUCUGCUCCCCUCACCAAAUGUGGAGACCAGAAGACCAUCCCCUGCUUGGAGACACGUACCCGGCUACACACAGGCUGACCCCUGCUCCCAGCCUCUGUGUCCAGCAUGGGUUGGUCCCUUCCUGGGCCAAACCUGGAGCUCAGUGUUGGAACGCCGUCUCCAUGGUAGUCCGAGCGCUGGCCUUGCCCUUAGUCCAGUGUAGGACCAGUGCCCAGGAAGGGGCGGUGCUGCAUCUCCACGCCAGGCCCCGGCCAGCACCACCUCUGCCUCAGGGGCUGGCUCAGAGCAGUGCACACUCAGCACGGGGCUGGGGCACCGCCGGCCUGCAGCCGGCACUCAUUUCUGCGGGCACGCUUUGGAGACAGCUGGACCAACCGCUGGCUGUCACAGGAGGGGGGCCACUCUGGAGGCUCCAAGUACAGCAGCUAGACAGAGACCCACGCCCCCAGCCCAGGCAGGGUGGGCAGGCAAAGGGAGGGAAGGGACCACGGGGUGGGUACUCGGAGCCCUGAGCCACCCUGUGGUUAAGGCCCCUGCAAUUAGCCUGCCCUGUCAUCGGCCCGGCCACAGCAAGGCCCAGGGGCCCCGCCCCCAGCCACACAGGGCGUGCGUGUGGCUCUGCCAGGCUCUGCCGGGGGCUGCUGGGGGGUUACAUAAGGGAGGUAAACUGACGCGAGGCGCUCGGAAAAUGCACUCGCCCCCCCCCCACGUCUCCCUCUCUGUACGAUCGUGCGUGUGCGGAGGGUGCUCCUGUGCACGUGGGUGUGAUGGACGUGUGCACGGAAGAUGGUGUGACCGUGUCUGUGUCCAGCCCCACCGAUCCAGGAAGGAGGAAACCCACUGCUGGGACAGAGAUUGAUCAGAAUUAAAGGGACGCAGGGUCACAGGAACAGAGUGACCCAAAGAAGGAGGUCAGCCCACGCCCAGCCACGGACAGGAACGUGCAGAACAAGGGCAAGUCUCACUGGCCAGGGACUCCGCUUAACACGUUUGCACACACGCUGACCCGGGGAUGGGCAGACACGUGGACGUGGAGACGCACCACACGCAUUCUGAAAGACAGGCCGCUAAACCACAGAGCGGCAGAGAUGAAAGCCCAACUUCCCAAACUUCAUUCUAAAAUACUCGGGCCCCUCCACCCAGAAGCCGCAGGCUGCCCAGUGCCUGAGCAAAGGGGACAGUCGGGGCACCAAGCCGACAGGGCGGGGCGUCCACCAUGGACGCUGGGGGCAGUCCAGGGGGAUUUGGCUGCAGUGGUCCCUAGGGUAGCUCCCCUCGGGAAGAUGUCCUCCCCCCACCCCAGCCAGGAACAGUCCUGGAAGGCACUUUCUGGAGCCAGGCGCUUUUAAUUGUGAAACUGAGGCUGAGCCUGGUGACUGGGGAGGGAGGAGCUGGCCUGGGGGCAUCGAGGUGAGGGUAAGGCCCUGGGGUCCCCGUGGAGGAUCUUCAGGGUCAGUGUUAGGUGCCCAGGCCGGGGCUGGAGGGUGGGCCUCAGGCCCAUAGGCAAGUCAGGGUUCCGGGUGAUGAGGGUGGAGCCCCCGGGGUUGGGGUCCCUGGGUCAGGGGGGGACAGGGCCCAGCCUGUCAGUCAUAGUCUGAGUCGUCGAACUUGGUGCUGAAGAAGGCGGCGGAGCCCUUGGCCAGCCGGGACAGGUGCAGGGCGCCGGUCACCACCAGCGCCAGCAGCAGCAGAGGCGGCACCAGAGCCCACACCGCGGCCAGGAUGUUGUAGCACUUGGCUUUGGAGCCGAGCCGCCGGGCUGCUUCCAGAUCUCCAGUCACCUUCUGGUCUCGGGCCUGCGGACCAGCAGCAGGGCCAGCUCUCUACACGUGCUUGGGGCCAGGGUGGGGCCUGCCACCCGGUCCCAGGCAGCCGCUGGGUCCACACCUUGGAGGACCCGAGCUGGACCCAAAAUCUGGAUGGAGGGGUGUGGCCUGAGGGGAUAUUGCCUGGGCUCCACCCACUCCCUUCACCGUCCCCAGCUGGGCACAUGGGCUUGGCCCGACCAGGGGGCCUUGGGUCAUGAGAGGCUCAGCCUAAGGUGGGGCUGAAAGGAGACCCUGCAACCUCCCACUCCAGCUAUGGACCCAGUGGCCCUCCCAGGCCAGCAUCAGCCUCCAAGGACCUCCGAGGGUAGGGGGUCCUCAGCGGUGCUGAGAGCGUUUGAUGGAAGAGACCCCCUUGGGUAAGGCCCCAUUGACCCUGGGCUCUUUGGGACAAACUAGACCCCCCGUUCGUUUUUAUGAACGGCACGCCAGCCUCAGUGGAGAAGCAGCCCUCAUGAGGGAGGGGCUCCCACCACCGUCAGGCUGACGGACGGCCCCGUGGAGACUCCUGCACCCCAACUUGAUAAGCAGCCCCCAUGAAACGCUCUUGGGCCCCCUCGAAGCGCCCCAAGGCCCACCUUGAUGGAGUAGGCCAGCGCCAGGAAGCCGAGGCAGCACGGGUUCAGGUAGAGGGUGCUGAACACCGACCAGAUCAAGUGGUCUCGAGGUGGGGGUCGCGGCGCCCCCAGCGUGAGGGCCGUGUGGGCGGUGCCGUCGGCCUUGCGGGGCGUCGGGGCCCGGGGGUCCUCGCGGGGGUACGACGUGUCCAUGGGUUCCAGCGCCGUCUCCUCGCUCGGACUCCUGCUUCGAGGGUGGGCGCCCCGGCCGCUUAUAGCCCCCGCCCGGCUGACCGGCCCGCCGCUAAAUUUAACGACAAAUGACAGCCCGGAGCUGAGCGAUCCGCCCGGCCCGCCCCGCCGCCCCGCCUGCGCGAGCCCACCCCCGCCACCCCACCAACCCCCACCCCCCCGCUGAGUCCCCCUCCCCCACAGAAAGCCCCGCCCCCGCGGAGAAGCACGGCCCCGUAGAGGCUGGGGGCCCGUGCGGUGGCCGCGGUCGCCCCCCAGAGCCCCCGCCCCCGCGGACGAAAGCAGGGGGACGCACCAGCUCAGGGCCGUGGUGGGUGGGCCGCUGCUUCGGCCUGAGGGCAGGGCUAGGCGGGGCUCCUCGGGACCAGGGCUGCUGAAACCACAGCUCCUCUGUCCCCAGAACUGCCCGCAUCACCUGGUCACCGGUGCCCACCCUGACGGGUGCUCAGGAGAGAACAGCGGGGAAGGGAGAGAGCCGGGGGGGUGGCUGUUAGGGGACCAGCUGGGACCCGGACGUUACUGUGCCGGUGCUACAGCGAGCUCUCCGGGGCCUGCUCUGGGGACCGACCUCCUCCCUCACAAGCUGGCAGCUGCUUCUCAGGCUGCUUGGCUGGUUGCUUCUCCCUCCUGAAUCCAGAGCUGCGGGGCGGGGAGGGCGGGGCUGAGCUUAUGUCUGCACCCUGGUCUCAUCUCCCUCCAGAGGGCCCAGCAGCCUCGGCUAAAAAUGCCAUCUAUGUGCCAGUCAGUCACAUUUAUGUCAAAGGGCCAGAUUGCUUUGUCCGCGGAGGAGGGCUCCCGGGAUCUCCAGCCUAACUCCUCAACAGGAAACCUCAGGCUCUCCCAAACCUUCUGUCUGAGUUGGGACUCCCACAGCAAAGUACCUAGACUAGUGGCUCAUAAAUAAUAGAAAUUUAUUUCUCACAUUUCUGGAGGCUGAAGGUCUGAGAUCAGGGUGCCAGCGUGGAUGGGUUCUGGUGAGACCCGCUUCCUGGUUGCAGAGGGCCGACUUCUCAGGGCUCCUCACUGGUGGAAGGAGCUGGGGAGCUCUAUGGGGUCCCUUUUAUAAGAGCACUAAUCCUACCAUGAGGGGUCCACCCUCAUGACCUGACCACCUCCUAAUACCGUCACUUUAGAAUUUCAAUAGGAAAUGGGGGGGACACAAGCAUUCAGUCCACUGCACCCUCUGUCCGGUCUCUGCGGGCACAGGUGGUGGCCACUGCACCCAUCCGACUGCUCAGGCCAAGAGCCUUGGCUUACGCCCGCGCCCUCUGCCCCUCACACAGGAUCCAUUUGGUCCCGCCUUCCAGAAUGUGCAGAAUCUCACCCCCACUGUGACCUCUGAGGCCAAGCCACCCUCACCUUCUCCUGGGUUAGCGUGGCCCCCUCCUCGGCGUUCUCACUGCUCCAGCCGGAGUGAGCCUGUUACAACAGAAAACAAGUUGUGCCCCCUGCUCCCCCCAAGGGCCCCCACCUCACGCCAGAGCCAGAGUCGCUGCAGUGGCUCAGGAGGCCCUGCAGGGUUACUCCAGGCCACGCUCCUGGACUCUGAGAGGGACACUGAAUAGGGAGGCUCUUUGUGUCAAGCCCUGAAGAAGGGAGGAAGAGGAACAGGACGGGGGGCAGUAGAAGCUGAGCUGCAGUAAGGCCCAGCGAAGACCCGAGCUGAGCCCUCAGGAGCUCUGGAGCUUGGAGGACACCUGAGAGAUGCCCAAAGCAGGGCGGCAUUCUACUCACCCUCAGCUGCCAGCUCUGCUAGGCCCAGUGGAUUACUGUGUGUUGUGGCCCCUUCUCCGAGAGACCUAGGCCGUGGUCACCGUGACCGCAUCGGGGCAAGAGUGCUGCGUGUGGCCAUUUACCGUAACAUUGGGCAAGAGGGGACCCAGUGUGGAGCGCCCCUCCCUCCUCCUGCGGACCAGAGUCAAGUGGCCCUGCCUGUGACCCAGGCAUGAGAAACAAAGGGGCAUCCAGAGAUCUUAGAUCAACGGCACCUUUUUGUGUCACCUGAAGGAAGCUUUGGGAAACAGAACUUCUGAACCCACAGAGCCCAGAGCAGCAGGGCUGGAGAGCAUGAAGGCACCAGUGGCACAGGAAGUGACGAGAGGCAGAGCUGCCCAGUCCUGCCCUGGGGCCCUGGACCCACGUAUUCUACCCACAGCCGCACGGCACCUCAUAACGGCCUUUGACCUGAGGGCUAACUGGAGGCAGGAGGGGUGCCCACCCUCUGCUUGGUCCAGUGGGGUGGUAAGGCGUGGGACGUGACUGGCAGACCUGAGCCUGUGUUCCCAUCACUGGGGAUGACAUACGAUGUGGACUUCUGUGCAGGGUCAGCGCUCCGAGUUCCUGAGGGGUGCAGCUGAGGUCUGGGAGCGGUGCUGGCAACCACGCCCAGGCACAUGCUUCCCCUCUGGCGACAAGGGUCCAAUGAAAGUAACUUGCUUGCAGCUCUGCCCCUCACCUCGGUGUUCAGGCCACCCCUGAGUGGGCUGGAGUGCAGGCCCCAUCCUGUGGCCAGCCGUCUCCCUCACACUGAACUGACCAAUGGAGAACCGGGCUGGGAAUUCUUCCUUCCCCAUCAUCUGGUCCCAAGGGGAUCCCCCUGCAGCCCCAGGUGUGAGCAGAGAGACAGGCCUUGGGAAGCAGUGGCGGAUGACACAGGGUCAGGACAACCUGCUUGUUUGACCUGGAAUGUUCCACGUCCAUCCUUGAAUGCAUUGCUGCUGGACUAAACUGUCAACUGAAAGACAAACACACAAUGCAAGAACUGUGAGGUGAGUUUUAUUAACGGUGUUACUGAGGACUGUAGCCUGGGAAGCAGCCUCUUGGUACCUCUGAGAAACCGUAACAGGAAGAACAGAACUGGCACCACCUCCCCCCCCAUUCUUCAGCCCAUGUAGUCCAUCACUUUCGUCCCCACACGCCAAGAGUUAAACAGUAGAGAAAUGUUGUUUGUUCCCAAAUAGCCCAUUAAGUUCCCUGAAGAACGUUCCCAUCCCAUGGUCCUGGGUUACUUAUGGCCAUUACUUGUUGUAGAUAAGUUUGCUUUCAGCCUGGAAACCUUGCAAAUAAGCAGAGAUAAGGGUGUAAAGUAAAAAUAACUGCUAAGAACUUGAAGAUUUGCAGGAGCCUUGUGAUCCAGCCUGUGUGAGCAAGCAGAAGAACAAAGAAAUGCUAUGCUUCCUUGAAGGCCAGGUGGCUCUGAGAAGUCUGCAAUCUGCCCUCACCCUCUAAUCUCAAAUCUUCCUGCUUCCCCUUUUCCCUUCGCACAAAAGAAGACCAAAUUCUACCCCGAAUUAAGAUGGUUCUUUAGGAACCAUCUUCUUGGUUUGCUGGCCUCUGAAUAAAGUCACUAUUUCUCCCCCA